GAAAUGACAAUCUGCUAUCACUACCUUUAUUGUGACCUCGGCUCCUCUGUGGAUGUAGAGGAUUGUACUGCAAAUCAAAACAACUACAGGCCACGUUUCAGGUUGAUUUGUACUGUUUUCUCUGUGUGUCUCCAUCUCUGGUUGUGACAUGGGGCUUAUGUGUGGGGGCGGGGUCAAAGAGGCUCAGUCAGAGGGAUUAUCAUUGUACUUUACACACACGCACACACACACGCACACACACACGCACACACACACACACACACACACACACGUGCAAAGACAAUUUAGGCUGAAUUGGACGACUACUGAGAUUUUUCAGCAUGAUCAACCCCACCCCCACCUUUAUACCAGCACACACCCUCAGCAAAAGGCUUAAAUCUCCGUCAUACACAACUCAGGGUCCCAGAGUGAGUCAGGAGACCACCAAGGAUAAAUCGCAGGAUCAAAGCACCAUUAACCUCACCUCCUGCAGCAUAUUCACUGUAAUACUGCCUGGAUGCUGUAACAGAGGAGGACAUAACACCAGAGAGGCUGAGUGUGUGUGUGUGAGCUAAGUGGAGCAAAGGAGAUGAGAUCUUAGUGGACACCAGCCAGUGGAUCAAACUCAGAAUGGAGGGAGAGCCGACCCAUGUGAGCGGAGCCAGAGGAGGGAAGAGGAGUGAGAGGUUGUGUUCGCGAGAAGAGAGGAAGAGGAGGAAGACAUUUGUGGUGGAGGAAGGCCAAACCAGUGGCCAGCAGAAGCUCCCUGAAUGCUCAUCAGGGUCCAGUGUCUCCCACGAUGACCGUAGCUCAGCAACAAGCGGUCUGGAUGUGGUGGACCGGCUCACCUACCUGGAGCAGAGGAUGCAGAUGCAGGAAGAUGAGAUCCAGCUGCUGAAGCUUUCUCUGGCUGACGUCCUGAAGAGACUCAACAUCUCUGAGGAGCACCAAGCUGCUGCUGCAGCAGGGAGGAGGCCAUUAGGAGCUAAAGCGAGGCCUGUGUCUCUGGCUCUGCCCUCCAGAGCGCCUAUGACAACCUCCAGCGCUGCCUCCCUGAAGAAGAGCUCCACGCUGCCCUCUAGCUCCAUAGCCAGGAACUACAGCCCCACACCGCCCCGCAGUGGCGUGAAGAGCCCACCCGGUAGUGUGAAGGACAGUCCAUGUAAGACGGCCAAAUCUCGACCCAGCUCUGCGUCCUCCACCUGCAGGAAACCUCAGGAAAGCAGCAAGUCCAAAGACGCUGCAGUCAAUGUAGGGUCGAGGCGUGUGACACACUGCAAAGUGACUAUGCAGAUCUAUCUGAGCCCCCUCGCAAGAAAGACUGGGUCUUCUGAGACCGCCAAAUCUUCGGCCUCUGUGCCUGCCAGCAGCGGGUCAGCGGCAGCGCCUCACAACCCUCAGGCAAAGGGGGGCAGCAAGACGGGGGCGAGGAAAACAACCCCAUCGUUCACCUUAAACCUACAGAAAACCACUACAAGCCACAACACGGCCCAGGACACAUCCAGCUACAAGAGCCCGCUCAAAUCACCCAGCCAGUACUUCCAGAUCUGUUAUUAAACGCAAACAAUUUUUUGAAAGCCUAUAUUGACCGCUUGAAGAAAUAUAGACUUUAUUCAAUUCUGAAAAAAACAAUAGAUUGAUUUUUAAUGUGCAAAGAUUACAUGAUUUUCAUCUUUUGACUUUUUGAAAACAAUUCUUUAACAGUUUUCAGAAAACGUCACUGUCAUGUUUAAUACUCACAUGAUCACCCAUUUCAAGCGUAGUGUAAGAACUGUAAUGCAUUUUUAGCCUCCUCAGAGACCUCAGUGUAGCCGUAGAUCUGUCUCAUGCUAGUACCUGCGUUUUGUUUCUCUGAACGCUUGUUGUUUGCUGUAAAAUCUUCUCUGUCACUCUGUGUGAAGUACUGAGUCUGUGGGCGGUAGAGGGAACUUGUGUUUGAUGUCAGUGUGUGUGUCAUGUUUGUGUGGUCGCUGUUUUGUUUCCAGUUUUGUUUUUGGUGUCCCACUUUGAGCAUAAAUACUAAACUGCAUUUAACACAAUCUGUGAAAAUUCUGUUCUUUAUAGUUUGAAAAAGACAGUAAAACAAUUAAUAAAGGAUAUGAUCAC
Labrus mixtus (cuckoo wrasse) is the source of this 2085-nucleotide messenger RNA. RefSeq names its product echinoderm microtubule-associated protein-like 1. The transcript is spliced from 7 exons. NCBI's taxonomy places the organism in Eukaryota, Metazoa, Chordata, Actinopteri, Labriformes, Labridae. Bases 610 to 1536 code for a protein of 308 amino acids. The record is from RefSeq and is a predicted model, not a curated record.